Molecule: messenger RNA, 12451 nt
Organism: Protopterus annectens (West African lungfish)
Lineage: Eukaryota; Metazoa; Chordata; Ceratodontiformes; Protopteridae
Product: beta-centractin
Exons: 11
Coding region: 179-1309 (376 amino acids)
Source: RefSeq, a predicted model, not a curated record
CCAUCGCCCUUGCAUUUCCGGUUAGCGGGUUAGGUUGCAGUUCAGAUGGUUGUAGGCUUGUAGGUUUCUUAAAGAAAUCUGGGUAGUGUUUUUGUCUGUGUCCCAGUCUUUGUGGUUGGUGUUGCGUGUGACCAGAUAGAGGACUCGAAGAGGGGGCUGUUCGCACAGAGAUCUAGCCAUGGAGUCCUAUGAUAUCAUAGCCAAUCAGCCUGUUGUUAUUGAUAAUGGCUCUGGAGUAAUCAAAGCUGGCUUUGCUGGAGACCAGAUCCCUAAAUACUGCUUUCCUAACUAUGUGGGGCGGCCCAAACAUGUCAGAGUCAUGGCUGGAGCUUUGGAAGGGGAUAUCUUCAUUGGGCCCAAAGCGGAGGAGCACCGAGGUCUACUUUCCAUCCGUUACCCAAUGGAGCAUGGGAUUGUGAAGGACUGGAAUGAUAUGGAGAGGAUCUGGCAGUAUGUUUAUUCCAAAGAUCAGCUACAGACAUUCUCAGAAGAGCAUCCUGUAUUGUUAACAGAGGCACCAUUAAAUCCAAGCAAGAACAGAGAGAGGGCAGCAGAAGUCUUCUUUGAAACAUUCAAUGUUCCAGCACUGUUCAUCUCCAUGCAAGCAGUCCUGAGUUUGUAUGCUACAGGCCGUACAACUGGUGUAGUUUUGGAUGCCGGAGAUGGUGUUAUGCAUGCAGUUCCCAUCUACGAAGGUUUUGCCAUGCCUCAUUCCAUUAUGAGAGUCGAUAUUGCAGGCAGGGAUGUAUCUCGUUAUCUCCGUUUGCUCCUACGGAAAGAAGGCUGUGACUUCCAUACUUCUGCUGAGUUUGAAGUGGUGAAGACAAUCAAAGAGCGUGCCUGCUAUUUGUCCAUAAACCCCCAGAAGGAUGAGACCCUAGAAACAGAGAAGGUGCAAUAUACCUUACCAGAUGGCAGUACUCUAGAUGUGGGUCCUGCUCGUUUCCGAGCUCCAGAACUUCUCUUCAGACCAGAUUUAAUUGGUGAUGAAAGUGAAGGAAUUCAUGAAGUACUGGCAUUUGCAAUCCAGAAAUCUGACAUGGACCUCAGACGGACAUUAUUUUCCAACAUUGUGCUGUCUGGAGGCUCUACGUUAUUCAAAGGUUUCGGUGAUAGAUUACUCAGUGAAGUGAAGAAACUAGCUCCCAAGGACAUCAAAAUUAAGAUAUCCGCACCCCAGGAAAGGUUGUACUCCACAUGGAUUGGGGGCUCUAUUCUUGCAUCCCUGGACACAUUUAAGAAGAUGUGGGUGUCUAAGAAAGAGUAUGAGGAGGAUGGAGCAAGAGCUAUUCACAGGAAGACAUUUUAAAUUAUAUUUUGGGAAUAAUGCUGUCCCACUGGUCCGAUGCCAUGGUUAAACUCUUCCAGUCCAGGUUGAUGCUGAUUUGGCCGUCAAAAGUCCAGUCUGUAUGAUCCAGUCUUGACUACGAAGGCACCAGUCAUUGAUCUUUGCUUGUCCCUCAGAAAACAAACAAUAAGCAAGAGUUCUACAUUCUCCAGAAUGUCAACUUUACAUUUGAUUUGUUUGAAGAUCCCUUUAGUCACAAGAUGGCAAGACAUUGCAAAGUACAAAAAAAGUGGACCUUUUUUUUUGUUGUCACAAUGAGGGCUUUAUUUAUUUUUCAGAUUUUUUUUUUAAUUUAAUUGGAAAAGUGUCUUAGAAGUGUGGUAGUUGGAUUACUUAUAUAAUGCACUCUUCAGAAGUGUUGCCUUGCAUAACUGUCAAGUUUUGAAGCUACCAACAUUUGGUUCAGGAUCCUUGCUGACAGUGAAUUCAGUUACAUUUCUUGACUCUGCUGAUGUUUUAACAUCCAUGUGUUCUAUGUUGCCAAUUUCAUAUCCACUUUAUAUAUUUUGUUCCUGUAUUUUGAUUCUUCUUUCUGUGCGGAGCAGCAUGUAUGAAAUUUUAACCCACUCUUCUGCCUGUUUGGUGAAAUGUAUAUGCUUCAUUUAAAAGCAUUUCUUCAGUAGCAGGUUGUUUUACUGUAAAGGGCUUGGAUGCCAUGUCCAUAGGGCAACAGGAACUGCAGGGAGAAUGUCUGCAUUAAUAUUACCUGCAGAAAUUGCCCUCGUAGUUACAUAGGUGGUCCAAAAUGCUGCUUUAGGAAAUGAAGAUGAGUGAUUUAAGGAAUUUCUGACAUGCAAGGGGUAUUACAAAUAGGAGUAUAGGAGAAUAGGAGCCCUCCACUUCCUGUAGCAGUAUUACUGUAACUUUGCUCACUACAAUUACUCCAUCUUAAAGCAAAGGCACACCUUUUGCAAAGCACUUGAGAUAGAUGCCUUCAGUAAAAAACAGUUCCUUAACUGCUGGGCUUGUGGAAUAUUAGAUGAUUAAUUUAAAGCAUUCCAUGGCUCUUUGAUUUUAGGCAGUUUCCUUUAAAAGUGUCAGUGAAAAUUUGAAGAAAUGAAACCAUAUGCUCAUCAGUUAUUAAAGGUACAUAUGUAAAUGUGUAUGUAUUUUAUGGUUUUAUUCCAGUCCUCUGAAGCAAAACAAGAUGUACUAGUACUUUUCAGAUGCUGGAAGUUUUUAUCACCCUCACAUUGUCAUCCUCAUCAAGAAAAUGAUCAUUUGUCAUUGUUUUACCAUUUACCAAUGGAAAUGUGUAGAAGCUUCAUCUUGAUAUAUUGCUUUUGCUAUUUCUGUACAGCAAGUGAUUUUCCAACAAAGCAAGAUGUGUGUCAUAAAGCUUACUGCUGCAGUAGAGUUCAUAAGUCAAGGGAAAUAGCUGCAGGCCUGCUGUCACAGCUUUGGAAGCUCAUUUCAGACCAGUGCUUAGAAGAAAGGAAAGAUCAGUCUAUCAUCUCCAGCUCUUUUUGCUGUGAUACAGGUGUUUGGCAGAUUUACUUCUGCAGAGAAUUUGGACUUCUCAUGUCUUGGAACAAAAGUAUGCUUUAGGUUAUUGUAUGUUAUCUUUAGAUGUUGUAGUUGUUACAUUGCUGUGUAUUGUCACUGCUUUAGACUGAGAGUUUGCUGGCCGGUAAUGUCACUGGUAAAGACUACCAAGUGUGACCUUGGUAGGCAACCUUCAUUUUUUUAACCUGAUUCGGAUCACCCAUUUAAAAUGUGCAGAGUGUACUUUACCUUUACAGAGAAAACUUUGAAAAUUAGGGUUGAAUUGUUAACAGCCUGUUUAGGCCAGUGACAGCUUGACUCCAGGCCACACCUCUCAACUGUACAGAUUUUCACAGAAUGUCAGAUUUAUGGCUCUUAUUUUUGAUCUGUUCCCCAUAAAAUCUGUGGUUUUCUAGCAAAUCACAGAGGACUGAAGACAGACACUUCAGUUUGACUCCAUAACCUUAAGAAAAUUCAUGCUAAUGCAAACCUAUUAUUCUAUCAACUUUUCAAGUUUGUAAGAGCAGUUUUUAGAAUCUGUCCCUAUUUUCAGGCUUUAUCCAGAUUUUUGACUAUAAGGUUGAGAGGUAUGCUCCAGGUGUGUCCAUUUGCUUGAAGUUGGCAGUACCUUUCUCCAUGUUGAGCUGAAGAAGGAAAGAAUGGAGAAGAUGCUUACCUGUGAAGCAGCUGAGGUGUUUGAGGUUUUAAUCACCUUAGUAGAUCUGAAGAGAACUCUGGUUCCACAGAAGCACCAUUUGGUUAACCUCCCCAACCAGGAAGAUGAAAGAAAAAAAACAUUUGUUUAUGCCUGUUUGAAGGCUAAGAGCAGGGAUAAGGCCACUGCAACCUUUUCCUGUUUCUACUUCUAGUCUUACAUUGGCUAGGGGAAAUAUUGCAACAGCAAAAGAAUAUAUCCCCAUACUGUAUGUGCACAAGAUUUCAGGCUCAUUGACCAUAAUUGCUGUGUCCUGUAAGCCAUUUUCCACCUGACUGAGAUCAAUAGUUGGGCCCAGGGAGAGCAGUCCCACUGCCAGUUUACUCUGGCCCUUUUUGGUUACGAAACAUUUGCUGAAACGUAUGUUGCUGUGUGGCAGUAGACUGUGAUAAGCUAGCUUAUAAUUAUUUUCCCUUGGGCUAUAGUACAUACGAGUCGUCCCUAUCUGAUUCCAUCACCCCAGAGCAUCUUCUUUCAAAGAGACACUCAACCUGAUAAAGGAGCUCUUCCAGAGAAGGUCCAAACAACACCAGACUCGUCAAGGUACAAGGAUUUGUUUAGGUUUUAUCAGCCUAAAUAUACAGCCAUCCAUUCAUUGAUUGGGUGUUUUGGGGACAUCUUUGAAAAUGCAUCCCUGAAACCAGAUUCUUAGCACCUGACCUAAAAAAAAAUAAUAAAAUAACAUUUAUAGAGUUGGGGGAAAAGAUUAAAUACCAGUAUGAAAAGCUGAAGAGUAGACCCAGUAGUCUUUUUUUUUUUUUUUUUUUUUUUUUUUUGGAAAGGGAUUUAAGAGAUUGGCUUUCACAAGUAGCAUUGCCGAAUGACAGGUAAUGCAGAAUUUUAGACCAUUUUUACCAAAAAGAUGCAUUAAAUUAUCAGUUGUGGGUAUCAGGGCUGUUAAUUGCCAGACCUCUAUUUUUCAACUUCAGGGGGCCCAUACUGUAGCAGAUGAACUUGGUGGCAGAGUCCCUUGCAGACUCUGCACAGAAUCUGAAGAUUUCAAAACUCAUUCAAACAUGGUGAGCAUUCUGUAAAGUAUGGAUAUGAUGCCAGUGAUGCAUCUGCCAUGGCUGUUUAAUCCUGCUUUGCUCAGGAUUCACCCCCUCACAAGAGCUUCAAGAACCAAAUUCUAAAUGCCCUCCCCAUUGAUAGACAUUUGUUCUUUGGUCCUGUUGCUCAAGAAGUCUUUACAAAAAUAGAAGAACAAGGCAAGGCAGUGCAAAAAAUUGACUUUUUCAUCCACCCUUCCCCAAAUACAGUAGAAAGUAUCCCCCUAAGUCCUGACCUUUCUGUGGAAGAAAGCCAGGGUGAUCAGGCACCAUAAAGGAAAGCCUUUGAAAAGGAUAACUGAAGAGAUGGAAGAGGGGGAGUAGACAGCAAGGAAGAGGAGUGUAACGGGCAUUCCAUUGCAAAGAAUUCAUCCACCAGUUGUGACUGGAAGGCAGACACUCUCCCAUUCCUUUUAAUCUUUAGCUUAAGGACAGUGUUCACAACACCAUGGUUAAACUUGUUGCCAGAUUCCUGAAUAAGAAUAAUAGUAUCAAGCUACCAAACAGAGUUCUAUACCUUCACCCUUUUCAGUGAAAUACCUCAUAUCCCCAGGACUGGUGGUAGACCAGCUGUUGUCCAGUCUGGCUGUAGAUCAGAUGCUUUCCAUAGAAAAGGGUUAAGGGUUUACCCAAAGCUUUUCCAGGGCUAAGAAAAGAUGAACCCUGGAAACCCAUCCUUGAUCUUUCUUUAUCGAGUCAUAGCUUCUUAAUAAGCUCACAGCCAUUGUGAAGCUCAGCUACAACACCCAGUACUGAUGGAAGAUUAACAAUGUCUCCCUUUAAGUAGAUAUUUUUUUUACGUGUCAGGUAAAAUUUUCUGAGGACCCAGCCAGUUGUCCAUGCUGAUUUUAAAGGUGUUUAUAGAAGUGUUCCGCUUAAUAUGUAAAAAAACAGCCAUUUCUAUAAACUGAGAAUAUAUUGAGCUAGGAACCUGUCAUGCUGUUUGUUGGUGUUGAUAUGGUAGUAUAGAUUUAGGUCCCUAGAGCAAGUUUCUGCUUAACCAGUGUUUUGGUUUAGGUUAAGGAGUUCAAAGAGUGGUGGGUCAUUCGAAGCACAGAAAGCUAAGCAGAGAUUACCCCUCAGGACUCUGACACUGAGUAGGACAGAGCUUUUUAUCUGUUCAGUUAGUUAAGCGUACUGAGAACCAUGAUCCUUUGGACAAAGAAAUGUUGAGGUCUCUUGAGUUGGCUUGGAUGCUUGGCUAGGUAUAUGCCAAAGGGGAAAUUGUAUUCAGUGAUCCUAAUAAGGGAAGGAUAAAGUGGGACUGCAGUUUCUUUGAGGCUUGUAAGCGCAAGCCCUAGAAUUACAAUAGAAAAGUCUAAAACUAUAGGUGAUUAGUAAAUGUCAUCCGUCAUUGUUCUUUUAUAACUGCUGUUUGCAUAGAGGGCAGGCUUGCGGCAUCUCCUGAUGCCACCACACACCUGAACUUGUAUGUACCAACUCAGAGAGCCCUAUACUUUGGAGAAAAUUAAUAUUCUGAGAAACAUCAGUUACUCAGUAUAUGGAGGUGUGCAUUUUGGUCAUCCAGGCUUGCAAUUCCAGGGUUCCCACUAAUGUAUCUUGGAAUAUCAAAGUUAUCCUUCUUUGAACCUUGAGGAGAUACCCACAAAGGAUAAAUGGUGCAAGGUAGAAGGCUUUUCUUUCAACCACAGAGACAUGGUAGUCAAACCAGGGUCUGUUAUCGACUAAUGUACCAAAGUCCCUGACAGUUAUUUGUUUUAAGAGACAAGUUGUCUUUAUGGUGAGUGGAAGUAGUGUUUCAGUUACCAAAGGAAACUAUACUAUGUAUCUUGGCACUGAAGGUAAGAAUUAAAACCAAGCAUUUAUUCAGUCUAGCCCUUACUGGAGAAUUUGCGUAUCAGAAUGGGAGGGAUUUGAUGACUGCCCCCAGUUUGCAGUCAUUUGCAAUAUAGGUUAGCUGUAGUCCAUUAAUAAUCUGCUUUUAUGUCAUAGAAGUAUAUACCUAAGAGGAGAUAGACCAGGACAAAGCCCUUUAGGACACUGCUGGUGAUGUUUUUCUAUCAAGAACAAGCACCUCUGACUUUAUUGGCAUGAGUUUUGUCAAAUAGCCAUUUACCUAUUCAGAAAACUAUAGAUGUGUUAACAUUGAAUUGGAGGGGUUUCAUCCUUCUCUGUAAUCUUUAAGAAAGUUUCUCAGAGUCAAGAAGUUAAAGAUGCAUGUUGUCUUAUCCUUGUUAGUGUUUCAGGCCUCCUUGGUAAUUCUGGAUGUGAAAGACACUUGCUUCCACAUCCCAUUCUUCCCAGGGCACAAGAGAUUCCUCAGCCUUCAACACAAAACCCUUCAUUUCACCUCCUUGCCCUUCGGGCUGUCCACUGCUUCCAGGAUAUUUAUUAAAUGAUUGACAGUUUUCUUUACUUACAUUUUAUUCAGGGCAAUUGAUAGCUAUCCUUAUCUGGCUGACUACCUGCUGACCUGAUCUUGACUACCUGCUGGCAACAACUGCUGAACGACUUCAAACGUUUUAUAUUUCUUUCAUGAUGAUCUUGGAGAUCUCCAUCAGCUACCAGAAGUAAAAACUGCAACCCUUCAAAAUCAGGUUAUUGCUGGGUGUGCUCCUGGAUAUUGUUCAGUGCAUACUUUUUUUCCUCUUGAAAAGCUAUCACUCUUCAAUUAUUUUUCCCCUAAACUUUGCUUGGCCAUAUCACAGAGGGUGACAGUGAGGGCCUUGGAAUUCACAACUACAGCUGUCUUGCAAGUAUUGCUUGCCAAAAUCUAUGUGGAAAGUAAUGUUUUUUCAGGAACCUGUAGGUACAGCACCUUAACCCCUGUAGAUUUCCCCCUUUUCCUGAUCCUAACCAUCUGUAAGGAGUUUCUUAUCCUUCCCUCCACCAAAAAGCAUGAAGAACUUAACCUCAUAUGCCUCAGACCUAGCUCAGGGAGCCCAUGCAGAGCACAAAGACAGUGAGACCCAGUCACAGAUAUGCCACCAUAGUGCUUUGUGAUAUCAUGAUUCAAGGAGACAACUUCUCUCCUGCCCUUGAUGCAGUGAUGGCAAUGGACCUGGUGUUGUAAUAGAGCCUGUUCCUAACACAUUUCAUCUGAAGCCAGCCAGAUAAGCAGCCUGCUGGGCAGAUCCAUAGUAAGUCCAAGAAAGGAACCUUUGAACAAAAUGUCUUCAGGCUAAUCGAGUUGAUGUGGAAAACCCCUUAGAACCACUCUCUGUGAUCCUUUCCAAAACUGACAGAUCAGGAAAAUUUGUUCCAGAGUAGUAAAUGACAUUUCAAUCAGCUGGAAAAAAGUCUGGUUUAUGCUUCUGUCACCCCCAGACACCCCCCACCUCCAGCUCAGAUAGCCAUGUCUUUCUCUUAUUAUGCAGGUCUAAAGAGAAAAUCCCUGACACUUUGCAUCCUGCUGACUCAGCCAGGGGAGAGGGGGUACACUAAUAAAUCCAUAUGUUUUUUGUCACAGCAUGAUAACCUGGAAGAUAGGAAUCUGAUCCCAAAUUGAGAAACCUUUAAACCAGGUUACAUUCUUAAGGAAAUUUGGCACCAGAAAUUUUUAUUAAGGCAAAUAGAAAAGAUUUGCUGCGUACUACUAAUCUGACAAGAUUGACCCAUUAUCAGCUUCAGUACAGCAAGUUCUUAGCUGCCUGUACUCUAUAUAAUUCAGAACUAGCUUAUUGUUUCUGUUAAGGUCCCCCUUACAGCCAUCUCAUCUUUUCUUCCCAGAGUCCCAUCUCUGUCCACACUUCCAAAACCCAACUUUUUUGGGUUACCCCUUAUCUUAAGCCAUCCAUAAACUCAGUGUAAUGGGCCUGGGACGUAAACGUUAUGGAAAAGCAGCACCAUGUUUUGAACGAGAUCGAUUAUGCCAUAAAAUUCAUCUUAUGGAGGGCCACUUCCAUUGCGCCUGUUGCUUCCUGCUAAGUAGGUUGCUUAAACUUCAGUCUUAUGUAGCAUCUGACUGUUCUGUGUUUUUUCACAUGGACAGACAAACCUUGAGGACAAGCCCAUGUCUCUUACCUAGUGUAGUCUCAACUCAAAUUCAUUUAACUUAACUUUAACUUAGUCUUUUUCUUUAAGCCUCAAAAGAUAGGGGAAAGAAUUUGACAUUCCUUGAACAUGCACAGACAGUUGAGAACUUGGCAAGAACCAAAUAACAGAAAAGGUCUGACCACUUGUUUGUUUUAGUUGGGUCUUCAGCAAAGCAGUAUCUAAGUAGACCUUUUCUAAAUAGCUAGCUAACCACAUUAUGUUUUUUUAUGGACAUUAUGGUAAACAUUUGAACCAUAAAGUAAAAGCUCUUUCUACUAAGGCAGCAGCUACAUUUGGUACUAUUUUUGCACAGGACAUUUCAGCCCCCUGGUAAAAGAGUGGGAAUGAAACAAAGUAGAACUAGAAAGUCAGUGACAACUUAGCUGCCUUCAGAGGAGUGUGUAAACGGACAGUUUACCCAUUUUUGCUGUUCGGAGAGUAACUUUUAGACACCGAGUCAUUAUACAUGACCCUUUUAUAGACAAAAGAGCACAAUCAUAAUUGUUUGUGCUAGCCUUACUAGGAUAUCACAAAAAAGAACCAGAAAUGAAGCAGUCCUCUCUCCCUUUUCCAUCCACCCAGUGUCUGUCUGAUGUCUGCAUCAUGAGAAGACCACCAGCCUUCUGGGUAAUGUGCAACGGUCUGGGAAUACUUCCAGUCACUGUGAAAUAUGCUUGUGGCUAAUUCCCUUGGUUACCUAAUUCUGCUAAGGCACUGAACCCCAGACAGGAACAACUACUGCUGUGGUAAGUCGCCAUUGUAUUUACCAUGAGUUGUUGGUAGUGAACAUAUUACUGACGCACAUUUACAAAACUCGAGUUACAGUGGUUCUAAAGUUUGUCUAGAGUGCUGAAUGCUUGCACAUUUGACAAAUUUGUGAAGUUAGACAUGUUAGUUUAUGAAACCCUGUAAACAGUUUAAGUAAUGAAUGAGGCACAGUUGUAGAGACAUUCCAGGUUUAUAAUGAUAGAUUGUAACUUAACGUUCUGACCUUAGCAGGCUUUCUGAAGAAGAGGAGAGGAGUAAAACCCUCAUCAUAACCCAUAUCCAGGCAGAAUUUGGGUGCUGUAGGAGCUAACCAGGGAAAGUAGACUUGUGCAUCCUGAGAGAAAGGAGGGAGCCCUAUCAUUCACUGCAUGUCUGAAAAUUAGCAGAAGUAUGUGAAGAAUCAUUCCUCCUGUGUGUAUGCUUAGGUGAUGGCACCUCCUCUGGUGGCUGCAAGAUGGACAACUUGUAAAGGCAAGAUUGAUAACUUGAAAGGCAGUGAGGACAGAGAGUGUAUAGGAAAACAAAAGAAUGUGCUAUCUUCAGCUUUUCCCACUAUGUCUUGAUUAUUUGCAGAUGUUAUACGAGGGUUUCUGAGCUUUGGACGCAAGAAGGAUGGACCUUUCCAUCACUGGCUUUGUAGAAAAAUGCAUAGUAAAAGAACUUUUUUGAAGUUUUAGGGAAUUUGGUUAAUGAUGCUAAUUUCAGUGCACACUUCAUUGUGGAUUAAUGAAUUAUGCUACUAAUGACAUCAGUAGAGACCUGUACAGGUAAAUAUGUUUACUUUAGUAGUUGAUCUAUGAACAAUGUAAGUGACCAGCCCAAAGUAAGCUGGCUUGGGAGGAGAGAAGACCAGUGCCGUAUGAGCUUUAUGUAAACAAUUGCAGCCAGGUGUCCAAGUAGAGACUAUCCAGAUGGUAAGGAAUAGUGACUGGCUAGGACGCACAUCUUUUUUAUGUAUGGGUAUAGGAUUCAUAGUGCCCAUGCAUUUUGGAAAUUGAAACUCUGUAGGGCCAUAACUGAAAUUAAGUUGGAAUACCUUAGUGUUAUUACUAUCCCAGAUCAUCAGUUGCCUAAUUGUCUUGAAAUGUGUUUCAGUCCAUGUUACUGGAUGCACAACCCAGUAAACAUCACAUUCCAUGUUAUUGUUUUGUUAGUGAGAAACACUAUUGUUGAAAUAUACAGACUGAAAUAGCAUUUUGUGCCUUUGUACUCCCUGGGUGUUUGCUAGGUUAAUCCUCUGCAAACGUACUAAUCCGUGACUGAACAGUGUAGUCUGCCCCAAGAUUGCCAAAAGUUGGAAAAUGACAUAUAUCCACUGACCUGUGGCAGAAAUUAAUUUUUGGCAGAAUCUUUUUCUUUAUUGUCUCCAUGCCUGCCAGUCAUUAAGUCCCCCUCCCCAUGUUGCUUAAGCUCAUUUGUUCCAUAGUACAAGGGUAAAAGCUGCUUGGGAGGACCAUCAUCCAUUCAGAUGUGGAGGUAGUUUAUGUUCUCACCACCAUCCCAGCAAGGAGGACAUUUCUUUUAGGGCCCACCCUGCCCUUUAGUGGCUUAGCUGAGCACCCUAGUUAUGGGGCAUCCUACUGUCGGCUUUUGAAUGUAUGUGCUUUCACCCAAAAGAUGAGAACUGCCUUUACUAGCUUAGGAUCACUAAAACUAUGCCUGCAGUCCUGAACUGUUCAAUGCUGUGCAUCCUCCACUUGUGUAGUGGUGAUCAUCCAGUGGGAAACAGAGCUCCUUCUUCUGACCUUGGAUGGGUGAGCCAACUCCAGCCACUGAUGCUCAUCAGCUUUUGCUUUACUCCAGCUGCUAGUCAGCCUUUAGUCAUCUGGAUCGUAGUCUAGUCUGUACUGCAGAGCCAGGCAGUUUUUGGCAAUACUUGAUGUAUUUCCAUCAACCAUUUCUACAUCAGCAUAGAUUCAUUAGUCAAGCUUAUGACCUACUCGCCUUCAAGAAGCUUUACUACCUUAAACCACGUUGUAUUUUGUAAUUCCUCUGUAAAUAUUAAGAUAGUUUUUAAAGGAAGUUGAUGAUUGACCAAGUCCGACACUACAGACAGUCCAGUUAACAUCGCAAACAGUGAUCUAAAUCUACUCUUACAAAUAAAUAAGACAAAGUAGGGAUAGAAUUAUCAUGCAGUGCAUAUCCCCAUCUAGCAGAAUGCUCUUUUUCAAGUUAAGCAGUGUGACACACUCAAUUUAAAAAGGAGCUAGACAACUGGAUUGGGUGUUCACAAAUUUACUGCUGGUAUUACAGGCUUGGUCCUUCUUGAAAUGAGAAUCUGGGCUUAAGGGUUGAGUACUAGCAAGGUGGAAAUGGCCUUGAGGGUCAGUUGCCUUGUAACAUCUCUUAUAACCUCUUGUGAUUGUGAGGGGGAGCUUAUUUCAUAAUCUUUGAUGGUGUGUAAUAUAUCUGUCCCUUUUUUCUGUUAUUUGUUAUUGGAAGCAUUUUCCGCAAGCUGACUAGGCAUUGUCAUCUUGAACAUCUUAAGAGGUGAAAUCUAAGCAACUUUCCAUUCUGCUGCAGUAAAAAGUAAAGGCUAGGAAAAGUCAGAGGUUUUAAGAAUUCAUUCAGCUGUGGAGAAUAACUUUAAACAAGUGGUGCGUCACUCCAUUAGCCUGAUGCGUGUAUUGGUGAAAUUUUCAUGCUGGCAAAAAAAGGUUCACAUUCUCAUAUCGGUUAUAACUUUGCUUUUAGAUGAUUAGAUAAAACCAUGAUAUGUAUACUUUGAUUCUGCUUGAUUAUGUUAAAAUUGAAGCAUUCAUGAGAAUUUAGUGAACUGGCAUUUGCUGCAAAAUCCAAAACUAGAAUAAUAGUCCAUCACUGACUGGAAGGGAUUAACAUUGCUACAAAACAUUUAAAUUGUAUAGAGUGGAGAGGGGAAGAUGUGGAAGGGGUUGAACUGCAUGGGCCUGGGUAGGGUUUUAAUUCACAAGGGCACCUUGCAUUCUUGUCCUGCCUGUAUACUGAGACACAUGCACAUACAUAUACUCAUGUAUAUUCCAAUGACCUGGCUACAUGUAAAGUGUGUCCAACAUCGAAUCUGAAAGUGAGUGCUUUGGAAACAAAUAAAUAUAUUAUAUGUUCUCUUGA